This is a messenger RNA of Gopherus flavomarginatus (Mexican gopher tortoise), 4148 nucleotides long. RefSeq names its product nucleolar protein 6 (gene NOL6). Gene Ontology annotation, biological process: tRNA export from nucleus; rRNA processing. Gene Ontology annotation, cellular component: CURI complex; UTP-C complex; small-subunit processome. The record is from RefSeq and is a predicted model, not a curated record. Bases 218 to 3784 code for a protein of 1188 amino acids. NCBI's taxonomy places the organism in Eukaryota, Metazoa, Chordata, Testudines, Testudinidae. The transcript is spliced from 27 exons.
CUCUCAGGCAAACGUGCUGCUGGCUGCUGGCACCCGUGGGCGGGGCUAAGAGGAAAACAAUGCACGGGUGGCCAAAUUAGCCAAUCAGAGAAGAGGAGUCACCCCUUGAGCCAAUCGGAAGCGGCUAAGGGGGCGGGAGUCGGCGGCAGCAGGAGUGGUUGAGUUCCACGUGGUGCGAGACGGGCUGUCCACGUGCGGGCGGGCGCCGAGGAGGAAGAUGAAGCCGAGAGCGGCCGCGGGCGGCGGUGACCGGGCAUUUGACAGUGUGGAGGGAGACAUGGAGGCUGAGGAGGAGAAUCAGGAACUCCUCAAGAAAGGCAAACCCCAGGGACGGAAAAGGGCUUCAGUCCCGGAUGACGCUGUGAAACUGGUGAAACUCAGCCGGGCUGAUCUGUACAAGCCACCUACCAACGAGGAGCUGAACCAACUGAAGGAGACUGAGAACCUCUUCCAUUCCAGCCUUCUCCGUCUGCAGAUUGAGGAGCUGCUGAAGGAGGUGAAGCUAAAGGAGAAGAAGAAGCAGAAGAUCGAUGCCUUCCUCCAUGAAAUCAACACUCUGUUGAGGGCUGUCCCAGAGACCCCGGAAACCGAUCUCACCAACCAGUCCUGGCUCCCAGAGGACGUGAAGGUUCCGUUUCUCCAGGUGCCUUUCAGCGUGAAGGGGAAGUUCCGCUUCCUGCCGCCAGCCGCAGUGACAGUGGUGGGGAGCUACCUGCUGGGCACGUGCAUCAAGCCGGAGAUCAACGUGGACAUGGCAGUGACGAUGCCCCGGGCAAUCCUCCAGGACAAAGACAACCUGAACCAGAGAUACCACCGGAAGAGAGCUCUGUACCUGGCCCACAUUGCUCAGCACCUCUCCAAGGAAAAGCUCUUCGGCAGCGUGAGAUUCACGUACAUGAACAGCAACCAUCUCAAGCCCAUCCUGCUCCUUCAGCCUCAAGGUAAAGACGAGAAGCUGGUGACGGUCCGGCUCUACGCCUGUCCUCCUGCCGGCUUCUUUAAGCCCAGCCGCUUGCACCCCAGCAAGAACAACGUCCGGACGGCCUGGUUCCUGGAGCAGGGCUCCCCCGGAGAAGGAGCCGCCGAGCCCCCCACUCCUCACUACAACAACUCCAUCCUCUGUGACACGGGGUUGGAGUCCAGCCUGCACUUCCUCGCCGGUGCCGCUGCCGACUUCCCCGGCAUGAGGGAUGGAGUCGCCCUCCUCAAAGUUUGGCUGCAUCAGCGGGAGCUUGACAAGGGCUUUGGGUGUCUCAACGGCUUCAUGGCCUCCAUGCUUGUUGCCUACCUGCUGGCCAAGCACAAGAUCAGCCAGGGGAUGAGCGGCUACCAGGUGCUGAGGAGCGUUCUGCAGCUCCUAGCUACCACAGACCUGAGUGCAGCUGGGAUCAGCCUGUUGAAGGACACAGAUAGCUCGCUGCCCACCCUGGCCGACUUCCACCAGGCGUUCGACGUGGUCUUUGUGGACCCCUCCGGAUUGGUGAAUCUCUGCGCCGACAUGACUGCUAGCAAGUACAAGCAGGUCCAGUUUGAAGCCAAGCGCUCAAUGGAAGUUCUGGACGACAGAACAGUGGAUGGAUUCCAGCUGCUGCUCAUGACCCCCAAGCCCCUGAUCAGAACCUUUGACCAUGUCUUCCACCUGAAGCAUGUCUCCAAGCUGCAGGGAACCUGCAAGAAGAUGCAGCUGCUGAAUGAGCUGAUGGAUCGAGGCGGGAACUACGUAGCUGCGGCCCUGCCCUUCGUUACCUCCCUGCUGGCGCGAGGGCUGUCUGAGAGGGUGCUCCUGCUGACACACUCCCUGCCCCAGGCACCGCAGUGGCCUAUCAGCGCAGAGCCCCCGAAGCACAAGGACGCCGGACACCUGUCGUUCGGGCUCUUACUCGCCUCUGAGUUUGCCACUAGUAUUUUGGAGAAGGGACCAGAGGCAGAUCGACCAGAGGCUGCCGAGUUCCGGAAGUUCUGGGGGGAGAAGUCCGAGCUGAGGCGGUUCCAGGACGGCUCGAUCUGCGAGGCCGUGGUGUGGGGCGCAGAAACCAUGUCCCAGAAGCGCCUCAUCCCUGAGCAGAUUGUCAAGCACCUGCUGUGGCUACAUGCAGAUAUUCCUGAAUCCUCCAUCUGCUACUCAGGAGCCAUGCUGGAGUCUUUGAUCAGAGCUGGGCAAGAGCCUGCAGGGACUGGGGAGGAGGCCAUGGUCAGCAUCAUCCGCUCCUGUGACGACUUAAGCCGCAAGCUCUGGAAUCUGGAGGGGCUGCCGCUGACGGUGACGGCUGUGCAGGGGACCCACCCGGCCCUCAGAUACACGGACGUCUUCCCUCCAACCCCCAUGAAACCGGAUUAUUUGCACCAUAUAAGGAUCAAGGAUAAGGAGUUUCUGCUUCCAUUGGCUGAGAAGCCCUGCCCGGCAUAUAUAGCCCCAAUGAAAGUCGUGUGCCAUAUGGAAGGGAGCGGCCAGUGGCCACAGGACAAAGAAGCCAUCAAACGUGUCAAAGCCGCUUUCCACCUCUGCCUGGCCGAGCUCCUCAACCAGCAGCACCAGCUCCUCUGCCGGCCUGCGGCCACCUACACAGAUGUGUACAAGGAUGGCUAUGUUUUCCGUCUCCAAGUGGCCUACCACAGGGAGCCCCAGAUCUUGAAGGAGAUGGUCACUCCGGAGGGGAUGCUGAAGUACCGGGAUACAGAGGAGUCUGAGCAGCUGGAGCUGGAGACACUCCACCUGCCCUACCUGACCAGCUUUCUGCACGGGCUCCAGCAGCAACACCCCGCUUUCAGCGGCACCUCCCGGCUAGCCAAGCGUUGGGUCCGCGCCCAGCUGCUGAGUGACAGCCUCUCCGAUGAGUGCAUGGAUCUGCUGGUGGCGUCUCUGUUCCUGCACCCAGCACCUUUCACCCCGCCGAGCUCGCCUCAGGUGGGCUUCCUUCGCUUCCUUCACCUGCUCACGGCCUUCGACUGGAAGAACAGCCCCCUCAUCGUUAACCUGAACGCCAGCCUCAAAGAUGAAGAUUACACCGAGAUCAGGAACGAGUUUGUGGCUGCCCGGUCUCACCUCCCCGUCAUGUUCAUCGCCACCCCCAGAGACAAGCGGAGGUCAGUGUGGACCAAAGAACGGCCUUCUGCACAGAUCCUGCAGCGCCUUCUCGUGCUGGCGCUGGAAUCUCUCCGGGUGUUGGAGGAGCAGCUCACAGACCCACUUGGGAGCCAGGAUGUGAAGAUGAUCUUCCGCCCACCGCUGGAUUUCUAUGACAUCCUUAUCCACCUGAAUGCCAAGCAGAUCCCCAGGCACCUGGAGGGCGUGGACCCACCGGUGAAGUCGUUCAGCCGGGGAAUGCUGAGGAGUGAUGCUCUGGUCAGGACCCUCGCAUUCCCAGUGGUGGGUUAUGAUCCAGUACAGUACUACCUCCAGGAGCUGAGGCACUCAGCCCUCACUUCUGCAAGAAGAGUUUCAGAACUGGGAGUCUCAUCAGUAGAACCACAGUGCUGCAUCUUCCAUCAGGACAAAGUUUUAAGAAGCAAUGCAUCUUUCAUGUCCAAGGAGGCCUUUGGAGACUUGGCCUUGUUCUUCUAUGACUUGCACGGCGGGGAGGUGAUUGGAGUUUUGUGGAAACCCUCCAGUUUUGAGCCCCAGCCUUUCAAGGCAUCCAACAUGAAAGGAAGAAUGAUGGCAUCUCUAAGCAGUGAGGAGCUAGUCACCGUUCCCAAUGUGGAAGCCAUCCUAGAAGACUUUGAGAUCCUGGGCGAAGGUCUGGUCGGAUCAGUGGAGGCACGUACAGAGAAAUGGACUAUCUAAGACCAUCAAGAGCUCUUGUUAGGCCUCCUGUACCAUAUCUGUAACCCUUUCUGUUUAUAAAUUUGUUCAGGGGAAGAAAAUUCUUGAGCAAUAUCUCUAAUCCUGUUAAUGUGGUACACAUCUCAUUCUUAAAAGCAUUGCAGCCCUUGAAAAGGGAUAGUAUUUUCUAUAGACAUAAGACACCCCCUCUUUAUACCUUCUCCAAAAUCAUCUCAAGGUGAGAUGUAUUGUUCAUAAACGUUCCUAUUUGUUCAUCAUGGUGAAUGUUUAUAUACAUUUUCCAUGUCUUAAAUAUCUGCUGGGAUGUAAAACAAGAAGGGCAUUUCCUAGUAUAAUAAAGAGGUAUUUAUAAUAACUGCUUUUA